Molecule: messenger RNA, 2075 nt
Organism: Exaiptasia diaphana
Lineage: Eukaryota; Metazoa; Cnidaria; Anthozoa; Actiniaria; Aiptasiidae
Product: steroid 17-alpha-hydroxylase/17,20 lyase
Exons: 2
Coding region: 123-1613 (496 amino acids)
Biological process (GO): progesterone metabolic process; hormone biosynthetic process
Molecular function (GO): iron ion binding; steroid 17-alpha-monooxygenase activity; heme binding
Source: RefSeq, a predicted model, not a curated record
CGUCUAUACAGCUUUAUUAAUUGGUCKGAUUGACUUAUCGUAGGAAACCACUCAGCAUAUGAACUGAUUGAAGAAAAUUCUUCUAKAAGUUAGAUCGUUAACUGGCCUGAAAGAUUUUCAAGAUGGUAGUUGAGCUAGUCGUUCUGUUUGCAGCUUUAAUUCUCCUGACCUACAUCUUCAACUGGGUGUGGUCAUCACGUGGUCUUCCUCCAGGCCCCCCGCGAUAUCCACURKUGGGAAGUCUUCCCAGUUUGAUGCUUUCGUCCCCUCAAUACCACAAGUCACUGACAGAUAUGGCAAAAACCUAUGGAGAUGUUUUUACCUUGUAUCUCCCAACUGAAAGGGGUUGCAAGCCAAACAUUGUUAUAAACUCGUUUGCAGCGGCCCGCGAAGCACUUGUAGUUCAGAAAGAUGCAUUUUCUGGAAGGCCAAGUCAAUUCACAACAAACUUGGUCUCCCAUGGAGGUAAAGGAUUUGGCUUUAGCGAUUUCAAUGCCACCCUUGUGUAUACACGUAAAAUCGUCCAUUCUGCUUUGCGGCUUUAUCAGCCACACCUUGAGGAGAAAAUACUUACAGAGGCAAACGAGAUUGUAAGACGUUUUGAGUCCAAGGACGGCAAACCGUUUGAUCCCAAAAUGGAUUUUUCUCUAGCUAUAUCCAAUGUAAUUUACGCUAUUAUGUAUGGAAGACGCUUCGACUUAGAAAAUAAGGAGUUUAUAGAAAGUGUGCAGCUCUCGGAUUCGGCCAGCAAGUUUUUGGGAGCACUGAACAUCUACAACUUCUUUCCCUGGUUGAUCUAUUUGCCUCUUCCGGACACCAAAUUGCUGUACAAAGUUUUAGAAAAUCGCGCCAUAAUCCGAGACUCWAGUUAUUUCGAGGCAAAGAAAACAUUCCAGGAAAAUACAAUACGCCAUCUUGUUGACGCUCUUCUCCAAGCSAAACUGGACUGUGAACRAGACGGCRUCACCUCGCGGAAAGUUCGAUUGGAUGAUGUUGAUCUUGUCGCAGCGACAGGCUCUCUCUUUGGAGGUGGWACGGACACGACAAGUGCUGCCCUGCGAUGGUUGAUAGCAUACUUACUGAACUAYCCCAAAGUCCAGGAAAAAAUAUACCGUGAAAUASAGAMUGUAUUUGGCAAAGCGCCAAUYCGAUUSGAUAAAAGAAAUGGSUGCCAUUACCUACAAGCGACGCUGACGGAGGUGUUGCGAAUCACAAGCAUUGGUCCACUCUUUGUGCACAAGACCACGUGUACAACCACCCUCUAUGGCUACAGUAUUCCUAAAGACACUACAGUUAUUUUGAAUUUCUGGGCCAUAAACCAYGAUGAGCGWAAAUGGAAAAAUCCCAAUCAGUUCAAYCCAGAAMGAUUUCUGGACUCAGAMGGCAACUUUACUGGUACAAUGAAGAUGAGCUACAUGCCUUUUGGMGCAGGACGACGAGUUUGUAUUGGCGAGUUGGUGGCWAAGGAGGAAUUUUUCCUAGUGUCUGCUACACUAYUGCAGAAGUUUAAGUUCGAGAUACCUCCAGAUUGCUCCCCCCCUGAUCUCAAUGAUGGGUUUCUUGGAAUUACUUAUACGCCAAAGCCACACAAAGUGGUUGCAAGUCCACGUUAGGGGGGUGCUCAUCUUAAUAUCCAUUAGUUAGGACAUGCAUAACUCGAUAAUGGUAGCUUCAAUUAUAUUAAUUAUAUUGAUAUUAUUAUAAAUACCCAUCAAAAAUUCUCUUUUGUUUUUUUUUUUCAUUUAUUUAAUCGACUUUUCUUCCCCUCCCGUUAUUUCUCCUUCUGAUUUCAACGGUGCGCGAUACUUAGAUUGACAUUAGGCAACAGCAAGUUCGUGAUAUAGUAAGAUUAUUAUUUACUCGCUUUAAUUUACUCGUAAUUUUUGAUCCGUGAUCCUACAACUUUUCAUGUGCUCAAUGAUUAUCUCUGUGUACCAGCCUGAUAUGAAGCAUUAAAAUAUAUAAUAUCAYUAAACUAUUAUUAUGAUUUUACAAAUUUGACCGAUUGAAAAGUUUUGAAUAACMUAGAUUUAAAGCGUAUUAGUGUCCUUCGAUCAUACUUCCCAUUUCAGUCA